Messenger RNA from Peronospora matthiolae, 411 nucleotides. The record is from the annotation of a GenBank genome assembly. NCBI's taxonomy places the organism in Eukaryota, Oomycota, Peronosporomycetes, Peronosporales, Peronosporaceae.
AUGCGAUGCGCGAGCAAGGCCGCCGAGAGCUCGUCUGCACGUCUCUGUGCGGACGCCGAAGCAGAAACAACAGCAACUGAUGUCCCAUCGGUUGCUGAAGCGACCCAGCCUGUGUCACUUGGUGACGCAGGCGCUGGUCAUGAAGACACUCGUGUCUUCACAGAGUACGAGCUCGGUGUCUCGUACUCUCCUGAUACGGAUGACGGAUCCGUAUCAACGGCAAUUGAAUCUAAGCCGCCUGCCAAGCGUGGCAUGGACGAUGCUUUGCGUCGCAGCAUCUUUGGUUCAUCUGAUGAGUCAGAUGAACCAUCGCCGAAGCGAAGGCGCUCGAGGUCGCGAGAUUCGGGCGCUAAUAGUGGUGUCGGUUCUCCAAUGACACCACUUCACAGCGAGGUGCCAGUACUUCUGUAG